AUGCUAUUAAUGAAUGAUGUAUCUCGAAGAAGCUCUUCAAUCUCGCCUGUCAUAAAGAGAUUUGUUGCGAUGCCCUCUUCGAUGACCACGAAAAGGCGACCUCGACGGAAGAUCAGGAGACCAAAUUUGAACAAGAAACCCAUAACUGAUUUGAAUGAAGUGUCACUUGGGUUCGAUUUUUCCAAAGGUGACGAGGCUCACUGGAAAUUUAAGAUUAAGCAAUUACGAGAAUUUACGAAGACUUUACAACAGCAGAUACAAAAAGCCGAUGAGCUAAAGAAGUUACAAGAGACAAUGAUCGAAGAAGGUGUGUCAGAAGACGAUAAUGGCUCUGAGAUUGAAAAGGAUGCUGGUUUAAUUUUUGAGGGGUUAAGCGGAGCUGGAACGGUUGGGGAUACAAAGCAGAUACCCGUUAAGAGUCCAUCUCUCUCUGGUUUGAUUAUGACAGCUUCAAAGGAGUUAGAUAAUAUUCUACCCAGUGCAGUAGUUUGCAGAAUUAAUGACGACAACUUGAUUGUGAAGGCACUUGCUGAUAAGCGACAUAGAGAUUGGAAUGCAAUUGUAGAUGCGCUGUACAGAUCAGAAAAACGGCUUAAAGGGCUAUCCACUGGUGAAAUCAAGCAAACUUUAUUUCAUGAUGUGUCAGGCUUGUCAUUUGAAAGCAUCAAACAGGUGGAGGAGAUGCUUACUGAGAGUUUGGGCGAUGGUAUUACAUCUUCUGCAAGUUUUUACGGCUUCUUGUUUUCACAGUUAAGUCUUUUAAAGCCUGGCACUAGCGCAUACAACACAGCCGUGAUCAAUAAGAUGAGACAACUCUUGGAGGUUUACGAUUCAAAUGAGUCCGAAAAUAAAUUUCAAAUGGAUAAUAAAAUAAUGCACAGUUGUCUUAAGUUCGCUAUGAAGUUAAAAUCUUUUAAAGAUAUGGAAUUUUUCUUGACCAAAUUCAAAAACACAUAUGGAAUACAACCUGAUCGGAAAAACUACAAUACUAUUCUUCAAUUCUAUCUAAUCUGUGAUCAAAGCCAACAGGUAUGGGAUGCCUUUGGUGCUAUGAAAUUCUUAUCAUUGGAACACAGGCCAGAUACAAGAACAUACAACACUAUGCUACGUCUUUGUAACAGAGAAAAAAACUACGCGAAAGCCAUAGACCUGUAUAACGAAAUGACAGAUUUGAAGGUAGCACCAGAUAUCCAGACUUUUGCAUACCUGGCAAAAACUCUGGCUGCUUGUUCUGCCGACUCCAUUGUCAGUGAAGGUAAGGCUGAAUCUCUAAGAUUAAUGGGUUGGAAAUAUAUCCAUGAAAUAGAAAAACAUUGGAAGCUUGACCAGGAAGCACUUGAUGAUUCUACUGCACAUUAUGUUUUCUCCUCGAUGAUGGCCCUUGCUGCUUAUGAUGGAGAUGUUGGAUUUACUAGAGCACUAUAUUACAAGUAUACCACAUUCAAGUUCAAGAAAAAUCUUGCAAUGGCUCAAGUAUGGAACAAGGGCUCGUUGACUUAUAAAACUAUUUGGAGGCAAUCUUUAAACCCAGAGAUGUUCAAUUACCUUUUAAUGUCAUAUUCUAGAUACAGUACCACGAAAUUGCCAUUGUUAGCAGGUUAUGAUGCAGGUGCUAAACUCAGACGCAACAUUAUUUUCAGUGUUGAUUAUAUGGGGAGAUAUGAUAAGGAUCAAGGAAUUAACGUCAAUAUUCCCAUGCUACCCGUACAAGAGUUAACUAAUGAAAGACAAAUAUUAUUGGAGUCUCGCGCAUUAUGGCAUUUCAAUUUAGAAUUUGGUGGGGAUCAAAAUCUCAGAGCUUCACCUAUUGAACAAACGCGGGAAAAAUUGGAAUCCUUUGUCCAAGAAUGUAAUAGCUACGAUGAAUUCAAAUUCAAAACCUUACAUGAAGUGGCUACAAUGAAGGAUUCAUUAGUGAAUCAUCGGGUUUUAAACUCAAUUGCAUUAGUAUCAUACUUAACUAUUCCACUAAGAUUAGGUGAUUACACUGAAUUUUUAUUACGAUUAAAAGAAUUCACUUACCACCAGCAUGAAUUAGAGGAGAUAUUAUCAAAAUUGUACAGCUCUGUUAAGGUCAUUGAGCCCGAAUUUACCAAGAAAUCCUACUCUGAUAAUCAAAAACAGAUUGCUACCCAAAAGGUAGAACUGGAUAAUGCCUCAAGAUUUAUAUCAUCCAUGAAGCACAAAAUUGUAUCAUCCAACGCAAUCUAUGAAUUGAUUAUGAAGGCUGCAACAAAGUUCGGAAAUGUAGAAUUAGCCACCACAACAUGGAACCAAAGAGGCAAAUUCCGCAAAACUGAUGCCUUUCGCUCUUUGGAGGAGUCUGAACAGAAGGAGAAAGACAGGAUUUUUGCCCAAUUAAUUGUAAGUUUCUUUGUUUCACAAAAAAUGCUUACGGAUGCAUUCAGCAUCAUCUUGGCUUCAAAAAGAUACAUCAAGUGGACAUAUUCUAUGGUAAAACCUCUGCAUAAAGAGUUACAAAGAAUUGAAGAUUUUCAUACAUGCGAACGGCUAUUAAGCGUUGUAAAUGAAAAGACUAAGAUUCAAAAGUUACAAGAUGAUAUCCGGGAGCUAAGUUUAUGA
Eremothecium cymbalariae DBVPG#7215 is the source of this 2583-nucleotide messenger RNA. It is a transcript of the gene CCM1, whose product is annotated as Ccm1p. The transcript has a single exon. Gene Ontology annotation, molecular function: protein binding. NCBI's taxonomy places the organism in Eukaryota, Fungi, Ascomycota, Saccharomycetes, Saccharomycetales, Saccharomycetaceae. The record is from RefSeq and is a predicted model, not a curated record. The coding region runs from base 1 to 2583 and encodes 860 amino acids.